AUGCCAACCGACAUUAUUAUGGUGAUGGAGUAUGCUAGAGGUGAAUUGUUCAAUCUCAUUGUAGAAAAGGGCAAGAUGUGUGAAGAUGAAGCUCGACGGUUUUUCCAACAAAUCAUUUGUGCUGUAGAAUAUUGCCAUCGUCAUAAGAUCGUCCAUAGAGAUUUAAAGCCAGAAAACCUUCUUUUGGAUCCAUAUAAUAAUGUUAAAAUUGCGGAUUUCGGGCUGUCGAAUAUUAUGACUGAUGGAGAUUUCCUAAAAACUAGCUGUGGAAGUCCAAAUUAUGCUGCACCAGAAGUUAUAUCUGGGAGGUUGUAUGCUGGUCCAGAAGUAGACGUAUGGAGUUGUGGGGUUAUUCUAUUUGUCAUGCUUUGUGGACGUCUACCUUUUGAUGAUGAAUAUAUACCAACAUUAUUCAAAAAAAUAAAUGGCGGAAUAUAUACCCUUCCAUCAUUUUUAUCAGCUGAAACCAAAUAUUUAUUGAAUUCCAUGUUGAUUGUAGAUCCUUUAAAAAGAAUCACCAUUCAAGAAAUAAGACAGACUUCAUGGUUUAAUAUUGGUUUACCUGAUUACUUAAAACCUCUUCCAGACAGUGAAGAAGUAUUUUUUGAUGAAAUUGAUGAUAGUAUUGUUUCUGAAAUUCACAAGAAAAUGGGAUUUAGUAAAAACACUAUAUAUCAGGCGCUACAGGAAAUUGAAAAUAACCAGAUAAAGGUUGCUUAUCAACUCGUUGUUGAUAACAAACGAAUGAUAACAGCCGGAAGGAUAUCGGGACAAAAAAAUAUGCAAAGUUUUUUGGCUGCUUCCCCUUCAUGGGAUACACUUCAGCUUUCUAUGAGGAAAGUAAACGUGGACGAGGAUGAUGAUGAACCAUCUGGUAUACCUUUUGAUGGGGAUGAGGAAUAUAAUGAACCGUCCAGUAUAGCUUUAUUAAGUUCAAGUCUACCAACUGGUGAAGAAUUUCUCAAAGAUUCUCAAAUUUCCUCCUUAAAUAAUCAUAUUCCAACAACAACCAGACGAACAAAGUCGAGAUCGAAAUGGCAUUUUGGAAUUCGUUCGCAAAAUCCACCAUUGGAAGUAAUGUUGGAAAUAUAUCGUGGGCUUAAAAACAUCGGAAUGGAAUGGAAAACCAUUGAUCCUUUCCGUAUUAGAAGUCGUUAUAUUUAUCCAUCUGGAUUACAAGUAUGCAUAAGUUUACUUAUAUUAAAUAUUAUGACAGAAUCAUUUAUUUCAUCAAAUCAACAAGAUAAUGCGUCCUCAUCAACUAUUGAAGGGAGGCAAGGAGAAACACCAAUACCAUCAAAUAUAUUACAAGUUGAUGGAAAAGAAGUUACUUCUAU
Messenger RNA from Dentiscutata erythropus, 1337 nucleotides. Lineage: Eukaryota; Fungi; Glomeromycota; Glomeromycetes; Diversisporales; Gigasporaceae. The record is from the annotation of a GenBank genome assembly.